AUGAAGGACGGUAUUAUGGAUGAUACCUUCACCUCGGCUCCGAGCCAGGUCGUUGCUGGUCUCGACGAUAAGCACCAUGUUCCUCUCCACCCAACAGGAGGCGAUUCGUCUCCGGCUACAUACGAGAACGGACAUGUCAUUCCCACAGAGGAGGAGAUGUCUACUCUCCCCAGAAUCGCCGGAAAGAUGCCGUGGACUGCAUAUCUUCUUUGCGGUGUCGAGUUUGCCGAACGAGCUUCAUACUACGGGUGCAAACAAGUCUUCAAGAAUUUCAUUCGUGGCCCUCUGCCUAAAAAUGGGAAUGGCGCUGGAGCUGUUACUAGUCGCUCUCCAGCAAAUGCAAGUGCUGGCGCUCUCGGAAAAGGCACUGUCAUUGCAUCGGCGAUGACAGAUGCGUUUACAUUUCUUGCUUACGCACUUCCCAUUUUCGGAGGUUGGCUUGCCGACAAGCAUCUCGGUCGUUUCAAAACCAUUUGCAUUGGAGUUGCGAUCUGUGGCGUGGCUCAUGUUAUCAUGAUCAUUGCUGCUGUUCCCAAGUUCAUCCAGAACGGGACUGCCAUUGGACCCUUUGCCCUCAGUCUUUACCUGCUCGCCAUCGGUGCAGCUUUGUUCAAGCCCAAUAUUGCCCCAACUGUUCUAGACCAGAGUCCCCACAGAAAGCACCAUGUCGUUGUCCGAAAGAAUGGCUCCAAGGCCAUUGUGGAUCCCGAGGCUACUUCAGAGUCCAUCAUGCUGUGGUUCUACCUCCUCAUCAACAUCGGUGCCUUCAUCGGUGUUGCAACUGCCUAUCUUGCCAAGUUUGUCGGCUUCUGGGCUGCUUAUCUCGUCCCAGGUAUCAUCUACUUCAUGCUACCAGUCUUCUUGCUCUGGGUCAACAAGGCGCUCAUUAAGAAGCCACCUGGAGGAACUGCAUUGGAAGAUUUCGUUUACGUCAACUACCUCGCUCUCCGAAAGGCUGGUAUUACUGGUAUCGGACGCAAAGGAUACUGGGACCGUGUCAAGCCGUCCGCGCUCGCUGCCGCAGGUGACACCAAGGUUUAUCGAUUUGAUGAUCGUUUCGUCGAAGAUGUCCGAAGAACAAUGGCUGCCUGCGCUAUCUUCCUCUUCUUCCCAAUCCAACAGAUUAACGAUGGCGGUCUUGGUGCUGCCGCCAAUGCUCAGUCAGCUUCAUUGACCAACAACGGUGUUCCCAAUGAUGUUCUUGAUAACCUCAACCCCCUCGCCAUUAUCCUCCUCAUUCCAAUCAUGAAUCACCUCGUUUAUCCCGCACUCCGAAAGAUGGGCAUUCGUUUUGGACCGAUUUCCCGCAUGACCUUUGGAUUCCUCAUCGCAUCGAUCGGAGCCUCCGCAUACGCCGUCAUCCAGUACAAAAUUUAUGAGACUUCUCCCUGCGGCUAUGCCGCUAGCACUUGCGAGGUCGAGCCCCUCGUCUCACAUCUCUCGCUCUGGCUCUACGCCAUCCCAACAGCAGUGACAGCCUGCUCGGAAGUUUUCAUCAACGUUACCGCGUACGGACUUGCUUACUCUCGAGCGCCUCACCACAUGAAAGGGUUCGUCAUGUCGCUCUCCCUUUUCAUGACUGCUAUCUCGACUGCCAUCUCUCUCGCCACUGCUGAGGCCAUCCAAGAUCCAUACCUGAUCUGGUGUUUCGCUGCGCCAUCUGUUAUUGGAUUCAUUGCUGCACCAAUAUUCUACUUCCUCUUCCGUCACCUAGACAAUGAAGAUUUCUUCCUUGAGGAAGAUGCGCACCCGCCUUCCAGCGAUGUCGAGAGCGAACGCAACUACGAUGACAAGAAAGUCACUGGCAUUACCGAGACCCCAGCUAGCAAGGUCUAG
Molecule: messenger RNA, 1836 nt
Organism: Cadophora gregata
Lineage: Eukaryota; Fungi; Ascomycota; Leotiomycetes; Helotiales; Ploettnerulaceae
Exons: 4
Coding region: 1-1836 (611 amino acids)
Biological process (GO): transmembrane transport
Cellular component (GO): membrane
Molecular function (GO): dipeptide transmembrane transporter activity
Source: RefSeq, a predicted model, not a curated record